Stereum hirsutum FP-91666 SS1 is the source of this 882-nucleotide messenger RNA. RefSeq lists its product as uncharacterized. The record is from RefSeq and is a predicted model, not a curated record. The transcript has 7 exons. Lineage: Eukaryota; Fungi; Basidiomycota; Agaricomycetes; Russulales; Stereaceae. Bases 1 to 882 code for a protein of 293 amino acids.
AUGACGCCCAGCUAUGCUGAAAUGAGACGAGAUGUUGUGUCCGUUGGCCUGCUGCAGAUGCUUGCUCUGGAAAGAUAUUCUGGGCCCUUCCAGCAUCGUUUUCCGAACUUCUGUGUAAGAUGCUAUAUCAGUGCCGGCCGAGUCAACCCGCCAGAAAACCGAUCCGAACUGGAGCCUCCUUAUGUGACACGCAGCGAUGCGUCCAAGAUUAUCUUGGCUGCACUUUAUACCGUCGCGGAAAGUGAGAGACUGAUAUAUUAUAUGCACCUUACCAGCGAUGAGCUUCGUGGCGCCACGGGCACGGCGGGUGCCAAGGUGCUGAGUAGAAGCCCAAAAACGUUCAGGUUCAAAACAUCCAUGGGCGCAUGCUCAAAGUUGGAGCUGGAGUUUGUGCGCUCCUGUAUCCAAGAACGUUCAUGGUCGGAACAAGAUCAGGACGUGGCGUUGACCGUUUUGAAAAGGGUGAUCAAAUAUGGAAUGUGCCAAGAAUACCGGACGGGCGGAGCACGAAAUAUUGGUCUGCGCGAAGGACCGACAAUUCGGGCUGAACGUUACGGGAGGGAAAUGCGUGCUUUCUUGGCUACGACUACCGUCACUGGGCAGGGGCAGCGGGCGAGGCAUGGGCAAGGGCAAGGGCAAGGCACCGCAGAGACUCAGGUUGCAGCACGCUGGAUAGUCGUUGUCUGGUCGAGAUGGAUAUUCCAGGCUUUGUUGAAGUGUCGAAAAGCCGCAGAGAGUGGAGCGAAGAGUUUGGAGGACGUCUGUCGAGGGCAGGGAACGUCUCCGAAAGCGGUAAUGGGUGGACCUAGAGGGGUUCUCAUCGGCGCCUUUGCCGCAGCCCGGGAUGACAGGCCUAGGAUUGAUGGCCAAAAGGAGCACUGA